This is a messenger RNA of Ceutorhynchus assimilis (cabbage seed weevil), 597 nucleotides long. The record is from the annotation of a GenBank genome assembly. Lineage: Eukaryota; Metazoa; Arthropoda; Insecta; Coleoptera; Curculionidae.
AUGAAUGAAGGAACAAAACAAGGCCAAAUUCAUAAUAGUCCUCCAAUAAUGUCAAGAGAUAUAAUAAACCUAACCGAUCAUGAAAAGUUCUUUAUGGAAAAAGCAUUCUCUUUCGCCAAAGAAGCAUUAGGAAACCAAGAAGUACCUGUAGGUUGCAUAUUCGUCCACAAAAAUGAAAUUUUAGCUGUGGGCCGCAAUGAAGUCAACGAAACCAAAUCGGCUACUCGCCACGCCGAAAUGAUUUGCAUCGACCAAAUUGUAAACUACUCCAAAGAAAACUCUAAAAAUUAUAUGGAAAUUUUUCGAGAAAUAGAUGUUUUCGUUACAGUGGAACCUUGUAUAAUGUGUGCGGCAGCCUUGUACAACUUGAAAGUGCGCAGUGUAACUUUUGGUUGUAGAAACGAUAGAUUCGGAGGGAGUACAGUGUUUGACGUGGCAGAGAUUUUAAAACCAGUUACAAUAGUAAAAGGUGGGUACAGGUCUGAGGAGGCGAUGCAGUUACUAAAGGAUUUUUACAAGGGACAAAAUCCAAAUGCUCCAGAGUCCAAAGUCAAAAAGAAGAAAUCUGAUGUGGAUGUGAAACAAGAUUCAUUGUGA